Messenger RNA from Saprolegnia parasitica CBS 223.65, 605 nucleotides. RefSeq lists its product as hypothetical. Bases 1 to 525 code for a protein of 174 amino acids. The record is from RefSeq and is a predicted model, not a curated record. Lineage: Eukaryota; Oomycota; Saprolegniomycetes; Saprolegniales; Saprolegniaceae. The transcript is spliced from 2 exons.
AUGUCGACGCGACCAACGCCAAGAACGGCGGCUGGGACAUUGACCGUCACGAAGCAGCCCAAGAACCCCAAGUCCAAGUACAUUGUCAUUGAAGGCGCGACGCACUGCGAAGACACGUACCUUGCCAACGGCGACGGCCCGAUGAAGGACGCGAUCAAGGUGAUUGGCGACGCGGUGGCCGAGUUUUUGGCCGACGCAGCCAAGACGCCCGCUCCGACGCCGGCGCCGACGACCAAGCCGGUGUCGUCGGUCACCAAGCAUGUGUACUUCGUCGAGUCGGACGUCGAGUUCCUUGGCUACGACAUCCGCACGACGGCGCGGUCGUCGUCCAACUCGUGCAACGACGACUGCGACAACACGCCCGGUUGCAAGCUGUGGGUCUGGACCAAGCACAACGGCGGCAUUUGCUGGCUCAAGAACCGUCAAGGUCAGCGCAAGACGUCGCCUGGCUCCAAGGCCGGCAUGUUCAUCGAUCCGCUCGAGCAGGACAAGGAGGACGAUUCGCGCAUGGUCUUUCCCGAGUAAUUGAUGUCUUUAGCAAUAACGAACGACUGUUCUAUGAACAACAAUAUGAACGACUGUAAUUGACAGUUUUGUGAUUCUGG